Messenger RNA from Mixia osmundae IAM 14324, 591 nucleotides. RefSeq lists its product as uncharacterized. The coding region runs from base 1 to 591 and encodes 196 amino acids. Gene Ontology annotation, biological process: mitochondrial translation. The record is from RefSeq and is a predicted model, not a curated record. Gene Ontology annotation, molecular function: structural constituent of ribosome. Lineage: Eukaryota; Fungi; Basidiomycota; Mixiomycetes; Mixiales; Mixiaceae. The transcript has 2 exons.
AUGACGGCGACGACGGUCUGGACGAGAGCGAUGUUGCAGGCGAGUACGAGCAGGGUCAGUGGACUGGACAGGUGUACAUGCCGCUUUGCAUCGUCCUCCUCAGCCGCGGCCCGCCGACCUGAAUCGACCUCUGACCCUCGAGUGGAGCAACUGAAAAAGCAAGUCUUUGCGGGACAGAGCGAUCCACUCACGAGCCGGAGUCAGGAACACGAGCGACUUGAGAAAUUGGCGAGCGUUGUGCCGUCCAUUGAGGCUCACGAGACCAUCGAACGAGCCUGGCAGCUCGUCAAGAGGCAGAAGAGAGAGGCAGCGCAGGAGAUGCUCGAGAGGCAGUACGCGAGCAUGCAGCGGGCCCUCAGCGAGCUGGAGACCGUCAGCCCGAGCUUGUAUCGGGCAGCGAUCUCCCAGGCCAAAUUGGAUAACACGUCUACCCUCAAGGGUGACGAGGGCGCUCGCCUCAGUCUCGAGGGAAGGAUACCGAAUCUCUUUCCUCGUCAAACCAAGGUGCCUUCUGCCUCUGUGGGUGACCAGGUAUGGGACAGCAGUUGGGUCUCAGAGAGGAGCAAGGCCGACGACAAGGACGGCAAAUGA